AUGAGGGACCUUAACGAGGAUUCUAGCAGUAGUAGCUGGCCCCUAUUUUAUGGGGACGAGAACUUAACAAGUGGUCAAUAUUACAAUGGUUUCAUGCCUAGGACUAUAACAGAUAGAUGUCUAGGGCAUGAUAAGGAUGCAUUAAAGCAGAAAAUGCUUGAGCAUGAGACAAUCUUCAAGAAUCAGGUUCACGAGCUCCACCGGCUUUACAGAAUUCAGAGGGAUAUGAUGGAAGAAUUCAAAAGAAAGGAACUACACAAACAUCGGGCAUCCAUUGGACCAUCAUCUUCAUCAAGUCUUCACAAAUCUCAGAUGCCAUCGAAAGAUGCUCAAAAUUGGCAUAUGUCCGGCAUUCCUUUGUUGAAUUCUGGUUGUGGUAGAACAUCAGUGUCGGGAUUUGAAAUUGUUAAUUCUCCUCUAAGCUGUACUAAAGGGAAUGACACACGGGCUGGUCCUUUUCAGUUCCAAGACAGGUGUACUACUAAGGACUCUGAUGCAUUGGAUUCAAGACCCUCCAAGGUGAGGAAGAAGUUGUUUGAUCUUGAACUUCCGGCCGAUGAGUACAUUCAUACAGAAGAAGGGGAACAGUUACCAGACCACAAAGUAUCCGGUGUGUUGAGUUAUACUGUUGGAGAUCAAAAAAUAGAACCUUGGAGCAGUAUGAAAAUUUCAUUUGGUGAUGGCGGGACAACUGAUUUCUAUAGAGAUGUUUCAGCUUCAGGUUCCCGUUUAAGGGGAUCUGGUGGAUUGGCUGAUCUUAACGAACCCAUUCAAAUUGAAGAAGUAACAGCUCCAUCAUCUGUUGGUUUUGUUGGUCAUACUUCCAGCCAUGGAGAGACUAAAGGUAUAAAUCAGUUUGCUAAAGGAAAUGCACAAGUUUUAGGUGUCCCAGGAGAAACCAUCUAUUCCCACAAUGGAUCAUUGAUAAAUUCAUCUAUCGAGAGUAAUGGCAACGAAAGGGGGAGGCUCUCCCAUAUGUAUGAAACAGGGGCCAGUAAAUGUAACCCAAGUUCUGUAACUCAAGGUUUCCAAGAAAAUAAAUUGCCAAUAUCUUGCCAGUCAGCUCAGGUCAUGCCCAACCAGGUUUACCAUCGUCCGGGAAUAUAUCCACCUGGUUAUAGUAGGGAAGGUCUGUGGAGAGAUGGACCCAACUGUGGUUUACAAUCGUCUCAUAAAAAUCAUGAUCACUCCAAUAAUAGCCAUUUAGAACCACUUGUGGGUUCUCAUUCCCGUGGGGCUUACCCGUCCGUUAAUCUCACCAGUGUUGCCAAUUCAUGGUUUCACUCCAUCUCGUCUUGGACAAAGCCAACAACUAGCUUUGGUCAAAAGUUGACCACAUUUCAACCAUCUUUUAGUUCAGCUGCAGGUUUGCAUCCGCAUGCACGGAGCCAGGAAACUUUUGGAGACAAGUGGCAAGUUAAUGUCAGUUCUAGGUUGAAUGCGAGUUCUGGAAAUGAGUUAACAACUCGAAAUGGGGUUCAUCAUGGGUCUGCCUCAGGAUCCAAAGAACUGCAAGUUCACUUACCUUCAGCGGGAUUUGAUUACCUAAACAGCAGUAGGUAUAAUAAUAUAGCAUCUGACCAUUCGACUAAUCCUGGAUUCAAGAAGUUUCUGAGUGGCUCCAGUCGUGUAGAUUUAAAACCUGCAAUAGAUAUUAACUUGAACGAGGUACUUCCGAAGACCUCAUCAAGCGAGGCAGUUCCUCUACGAGAUCUCAUGGAUGGAAAAAUAAAGCCUGAUAACCAACGGACGCCUUUGCCUUGGCUUAAACCCAAGCUGGGAUAUAAAAAUGAGGUUGCAGAUACUAGGAGAUCAAAACUCACGGGGGACUUGGGCUGCCUCCAAGCUUCUUCCAAUUACAAGACUGAAGUAGUGAGUGAUCUUAAUCAAAUGUUCAUUCCAAAGGUCAUGUUGACUCCUGAUGAUCUCGAGAUUGGGGCUAACAAGGAAAUAAGUGAGACUCAGAAUAUCAAGAAAAUUCUUGGGGUUACCUUUUUUGAACAUAAUGCUCGGAUAAUUGAGCCAUCAGACCAUGUUUCCAACUCUACAACUCUUGAUUCCCCUCCUGAAGGGAAAAAGGUCAAAGUUGAAAGGAAAAACAGAAUGAUUGAUAUUAAUCUUGCUUGCGAGUCUGAUGAGCCAAUUACUGCAGAAGAACUUAUUGUAGAGAAGGAAAAGUGUAGAGAAGCUACAGGUAUCAGACAUCACAUUGAUCUGAACUGUUCUAUUAAUGAGGAUGAAGAUCCACCAGCACCCUCUAUUGCAAGCAACAAUCACUGUGUGAAGAUAAUAAUGGACAUAGAUCUGGAAGCCCCUAUUCUUUUGGACUGUGAGGAUGAUAAUACACCAUCCGAAGAACAUAUGCAACACGAGGCCUCUUUACAGUCACUAGAACAUAAACCUGAAAAAAUAUGGGAUGAGGUUCUUAGAAAUGCUGCAGAAACAAUAUUUUCUAUCUCAACAAAUUCUCAGCAAAUCCACAUGGACAAUGGUAUUUUCCAUCUGUCUGAGACUUCCUUUUCAGAAUCGCUCAUCUGGUUUGUCAAUGUCGUGUCAUCACAUGCAGACGAACUUGACAGUAAAUCUGGCAAAGAAUCAAGAGUUGGGGAUCCUGCACCUUUUGAUGAUCUUUGUGAGGAGAUUGACGAGUUUGAGGCUAUGACAUUGCAACUAGCAGAGACAAAAGAAGAAGACUACAUGCCUAAACCCUUUGUCCCUGAAGUAGAAAAAGUGGAAGAAAUGGGUGCUGGUUCAAACAGAACUCGAAGAGGUCAGACAAGGAGAGGAAGGCAGCGGAGGGACUUUCAAAGGGACAUCCUUCCUGGUUUGACCUCACUCUCGAGGCAUGAAGUGACUGAGGACCUCCAGACAUUUGGAGGGUUGAUGAGAGCCACAGGCCAUUCUUGGAAUUCAGGCUUGACAAGAAGGAAUGGCACAAGAUAUGGUGGUGCUCGGGGAAGGCGCCGUACAGUGAUUGAAUCUUCCCCUACGGCUAUUUCAACCCCAGUUAGCAUUCCAUUGAUACAGCAACUUAGUAAUAUUGAAGCUCGUUUGGAGGACGGAAGCCUUACAGGCUGGGGGAAAACAACUAGGCGGCCCCGGAGACAAAGAUGCCCUGCUGGUAAUCUUCCGACUGCUGCAUUAACUUAA
Molecule: messenger RNA, 3150 nt
Organism: Fraxinus pennsylvanica
Lineage: Eukaryota; Viridiplantae; Streptophyta; Magnoliopsida; Lamiales; Oleaceae
Source: the annotation of a GenBank genome assembly